AUGGAUGAUGAGGAGCAAAAAGGAUACACCUGGGAGGCUGGAUAUGCAGAAGGAUUGAACAUCAAUGACGUUCUCGUGGAAGAUGAAGGGGGAUCCAUCGAGAAGUCAAUUGCCAAAUAUGUAGCCGACAGUAAACGGAAAGCGCGAUUGGCGAAACGUCCUGAACGAAUUAGGCUCGGAAUUGUAAUGGAAAUACAGGGUGGCUAA
Messenger RNA from Caenorhabditis remanei, 207 nucleotides. RefSeq lists its product as uncharacterized. Bases 1 to 207 code for a protein of 68 amino acids. Lineage: Eukaryota; Metazoa; Nematoda; Chromadorea; Rhabditida; Rhabditidae. The record is from RefSeq and is a predicted model, not a curated record. The transcript has 2 exons.